This is a messenger RNA of Eleginops maclovinus (Patagonian blennie), 726 nucleotides long. It is a transcript of the gene mrpl33, whose product is annotated as mitochondrial ribosomal protein L33. Gene Ontology annotation, biological process: translation. The record is from RefSeq and is a predicted model, not a curated record. Bases 118 to 315 code for a protein of 65 amino acids. NCBI's taxonomy places the organism in Eukaryota, Metazoa, Chordata, Actinopteri, Perciformes, Eleginopidae. The transcript has 4 exons. Gene Ontology annotation, molecular function: structural constituent of ribosome. Gene Ontology annotation, cellular component: mitochondrion; ribosome.
CUUUAAGGGGACCCGGAAGUGAUUGUUAAACCGGAAGUACGGACUUCCCAAUGUGACUUACCUUGACAAUCCUGUGAUGUUUUAAUGCUGUCAGUGUAGUAGUUUAAAGCCGACAAAAUGUUUCUUACAACAGCAAAUUUGGCCAAGGCAAAAUCAAAGACCAUCUUGGUGCAGAUGAUGAGCGCUGCAGGGACAGGCUACUUCUUCAACACAAAGAGGAGCCGUAUCAAAGACAAAAUGGUGAUUCGCAAACAUGAUCCCUUAGUGAACAAGCACGUCCUAUUCUUCGAGAAGAGGAAGAUAAAAUCGAUUUAAUGAGGGGUCAAAUAAACGGACACGAUUUAACCUGACUUUUUUAUUGUCAUGGAUUAUACAACGUUACGCCAGUCCACAUUUCUGUUCUGCUGGAUCUCGUGUAAACACAGGAUUUGUUAUGGGAUCUGUCAUAAGGCCUCCACCCCCCUACUGCACUGGUGACGCGGCCCGGCUGAAAAUCUUCAAGUACGAACUACAACUUGUGUGUAAAAGUGAUGUCAUUAAUCUGGGCUACACAGUAUCAUUGAAAACAGUAUAACAUAUUUAGCAAUUUUACGUGCAAUCCAAGUACCUGAAUCAAACCGUUCGUUAAAUAUGAUCUAUUUGGACAAAUUGAUUACAUUAUGUCAACUAUGUGUAGAAGAAGCUAUGUGUUAAGAUGUUUAUCAAUUAUUAAACUGUUUAAAACUA